UCAAGUAGUAUUUGAAUAAGGAAGAUGGCGGCUGCGGCAGUGGUUGAAUUUCAGAGAGCCCAGUCUCUCAUUAGCACGGAUCGCAACGCCUCUAUCGACAUUCUUCAUUCUAUAGUGAGAAGAGAUGUUCAGGAGGACGAUGAAGAAGCUGUCAGGGUUAAAGAACAAAGCAUCCUGGAGCUGGGGACACUCUUGGCAAAGACUGGACAAGCUGCAGAACUUGGGGGCCUGCUGAAAUUUGUGAGGCCUUUCCUGAUUUCCAUCAGCAAGGCCAAAGCAGCUCGGCUUGUCCGCUCCCUGCUGGACCUCUUCCUAGAUAUGGAGGCAGCCACGGGGCAGGAGGUUGAGCUGUGUCUUGAGUGCAUCGAGUGGGCAAAGGCAGAGAAGAGGACCUUCCUACGACAGGCUCUGGAGGCUCGACUGAUCUCACUCUAUUUUGAUACCAAAAGAUACCAGGAGGCCUUGGCUCUGGGCUCCCAGCUGCUCCAGGAGCUGAAAAAGAUGGAUGACAAAGCUCUUCUGGUGGAGGUUCAGCUGCUUGAAAGUAAAACAUACCACGCUCUCAGUAACCUGCCCAAGGCUCGCGCUGCUCUCACCUCGGCCAGAACCACCGCCAACGCCAUUUACUGUCCUCCGAAGCUCCAGGCGGCACUGGACAUGCAGUCAGGGAUCAUCCAUGCAGCAGAGGAGAAAGACUGGAAGACAGCCUACUCCUACUUCUUUGAGGCCUUCGAGGGUUACGACUCCAUCGACAGUCCCAGAGCCAUCACAGCACUCAAAUACAUGCUUCUGUGCAAAAUUGUGCUCAACUUACCAGAGGAGGUACAAGCCCUGAUCAGCGGUAAACUGGCCCUGCGAUAUGCCGGACGACAGACAGAUGCACUGAAAUGCAUUGCCCAGGCCAGCAAGAACAGAUCGUUAGCAGACUUUGAAAAGGCUCUCACAGAGUAUAAAGCCGAACUGCGGGACGAUCCGAUCAUUAACACCCACCUGGCCAAGCUCUAUGACAACCUGCUGGAACAAAACCUCAUCCGAGUCAUCGAACCGUUUUCCAGAGUACAGAUAGAACACAUAUCAAGUCUAAUCAAACUAUCAAAGGGUGAUGUUGAGAGGAAAUUAUCACAGAUGAUUCUGGACAAGAAGUUUCAUGGAAUCCUCGACCAAGGUGAAGGUGUCUUGAUCAUUUUUGAAGAGCCGCCAGUGGACAAAACAUACGAAGCAGCUUUGGAAACAAUUCAAAACAUGAGCAAAGUCGUGGACUCGCUUUACAACAAAGCCAAGAAGCUGACAUAGAGCAGAUUACCACGGCAGUGAGAUGGAGGAACUGCGUGUGUUUUUUUUGAACAGCGUAUGUCAAAUUUUAAAAGAAGGGGACAAGGGAGAGCAACGUAAAGUCCCACAAACUGCAACAAACAGAAUUUCCUCCAUCAAACAUCCCCUCCUCCUCCUCUUCCUCCCAAAAUGGACAAUUUCAUAACUUUUCCUUUAUUUUUCUUUUCAUUUUGAUAUCUCUUCAGGAUUCUGUAUAACACUCAGCGGCCAAAUCAGGCCAUCAGGGAAUAUUGUUCAACCACAAUGAAAAGAAUAAAAAGGUUUAAGAAAAAAUAUGUUUUUAUCUGCUGUAAGGUUGGGCCUGCCAAGCCUUAAGCUGACUCCACUGCAACCUCACAGGUGCAACAUCGACCUCUAUGGCCUCUGCUCUGCUCCCGGCUGCAGCGAGGCUUUCUCUUUCCUCUUGUCCAUAUCGUUCAGAAGCACACCGUUUAGUUUUUGGAAGGUUGGGAUUUUCUUUGGGAAACUGAACUUUGGUCCAAGAGCUCCCUCCAGCUCUUGUUUUUUUUUUUUUUUUGUUUGUUUUUUGGCCAUAUCAAAGGCAACAGCUAAGUCCCCUUCUAUUUCAGAUGCAUAUUAAAUUCUUUAUUUGUUUCUGUCUUUAGUGUUUUGGUUGAAAAAAAAAAAAAAAAAAAAGGAAAAUCAGAUGGUUGCCACAUGUUCACCCCUCCUGCUGAUGUAAGUAUCGAACAGACAGGAUGCCAUUUCACCACUAGUGCCACUUUUUCGGCACUUCAGUUUGCCUCAGUGUUGGGUGCAAUAUGAAAACACAGGGUAGGGGUGGGAGAUGUUUUCAUUGCCUCUAAACAUCUGUAAGUUUUCCCUGAAUGAACACUUCUCCAUUGUUAGUUCCUAGCACUAGUGUGGUAUGCUAGUAACCAAACAAUUUGUAUGCGUUUGAUUUGGUUUUGAUUUUUCUUUCUUUUUUUUUUUGGUUUUGUUUUUCUCUUACAAAGACAUUUUCAAAAAAUAAAUAUUUUGUAUUUUACUGAUUUUGUCUUGUGUCUUGCUAACAAAAUCUUUGCUGACAGAACUGUUCAUGAUGCAAAAGAAUCUUUGAAAUGCAUUUAAUGACAUUAGUAUGCAGUCUGAAAACUUUAUUUUUUCUCAAAUGUCCCCCAAAAAUGCCACUCUAAGGUUUAUACAACCUCUUUUGUUGGUCUAAUUUUAAAUGAACUAACCAAAGGGCAUUAAAUUGGUUUAAGUAA
This is a messenger RNA of Melanotaenia boesemani (Boeseman's rainbowfish), 2540 nucleotides long. RefSeq names its product proteasome 26S subunit, non-ATPase 11b (gene psmd11b). NCBI's taxonomy places the organism in Eukaryota, Metazoa, Chordata, Actinopteri, Atheriniformes, Melanotaeniidae. Gene Ontology annotation, molecular function: protein binding; structural molecule activity. The record is from RefSeq and is a predicted model, not a curated record. The transcript is spliced from 13 exons. Gene Ontology annotation, biological process: ubiquitin-dependent protein catabolic process. Gene Ontology annotation, cellular component: proteasome regulatory particle, lid subcomplex. Bases 25 to 1293 code for a protein of 422 amino acids.